GCCAGCAGAAGACACGAGCGCCGCCCAUGAGCGCGAGCGAUACAGUUAAACACUUUAUUUCAACUGGAUCCCGCCACACACCGUUAAUAAUUCACCAACUCGGAAUGAACGCUAACUACUGCUCGUCUGACGGAUGAAAAUAAAUCAGCACAUAUCCGGAUUGUUAUAGCGCAAAAAAAAACAACUAAAUAGCAAACUUCACCCAAAGGGUGUGCUGAUUUGUCUUUUGGAGGGGCAACAGAAGGCUCCCUAAAAUGACCCAAUCGGUGCACAUAACCUCCAAACUGCCAAAUCUGAGUGCCCCUUUUCAUUGCUCUACUGAGGAAGAAACAGAUCAAGGUGGCUCCUAUUCUGUACAGACACCCUACGGAUUCCAGCUGGACCUUGAUUUUCUCAAGUAUGUUGAAGAAAUCGAGAGUGGACACAGCAUUCGUAGAGCUAAUGUGAACCCUCGGAGGGGAUCUCGGGGUGACCGUGGGCACCAGCGGAAUUUGGGUAUUGGGGGUCGGACCAGUGGCUGGACCUCCACUGAAUCCCUUUCCUCAACAACCAGUGAGAAUGGCCAGACUAACCAACCUUUUCUCCAGAGCACAAUUACAUCACCUAGUAAAUCCCAACCACUUUCUCCAUUACCAGUUGUCAGUCCCAGUCAAACUACUUGGUCCAAAGUGCCACCACCACCUCCACCACGCAACCCAAGGGUAGAGAGAACACUUCUUGAAACUAGCCUCCGUCUGCAACAGGAGCAGAGUCAGUUUUCAAAUGGUUUAGGCUCCAAUUUGUCCGACCUUUCCAAAGUGAGUUCCAAAGCCAGUGGAUCUAAUAGGGACUUCUCCGUAGCUUCUACCCAGCUUGCUUCAGAUGCUCACUUGCUACAGAUAUCCCCUGUUGUGCAGACCCCCCUUUCUGGGAUCUGGACCAGAGCAAGUCCUCAGACAUCUGGAAGGAGCACUCCAGCCUCCAACUCAGGAACUUUGCCUCCUGUGCAGCUUCAGACAGUGCGGGAACAGAUGGCCACAGCCCUUCGGCAGCUGAGAGAGAUGGAAGAGAGAGUGAAAGGAGUAGCAGCUCUAGAAAGAGAAGUUGCCAUGCUCCGUGCAGAAAAGGAAAGGUUGGCUCUGGAACUUCGAAAGAAAACAGAAGAACUUGAUUCAACGCUCAAACUACAAGUCUCCACUGAUGCAGUAGUCGAAGCCUUUAAACCAGGAUCCCUACCAUCGCCUUCCCUUUGGAAUAAAAGGCCAGAAAGCAAAAGUGAUGAACAAGAUAACAAGCAAACCAGCUCUCCUGUAGAAAAAAUAUCCAUAGCAGUAGGUAGUGACAUUCCUCUUGAGACUGUGGUAGUCUUCAAUCGUCAAGCACUCAAGGAUGCUGCUGUCGAAACUACUAUUGAUGUUUGUCAUGCAGCUAUUGCGACUGAGGCUACUGUCAUGCAUGAUGAGGGAAUUCAGACUGGAGUGGAUACAGAAGAUGUGGCAGUCUGGGUAACAGAGUCAUUUCUAGGGCUAAAAAGUGAGACAGAACAAGAAAUUGAUACCCUGCAACACACAAUCAAAUUUCAACAAGAGUCAAUCCAGGUUCUUGAGACAAGAUUAACUCAGACUAGCCAAGAUCUUGAAACUUUAAGGGCUCAGGAACUUGAGAGGACGUCCAAGAUUAUGUUGGACAAAGAGACAAUAGCAAAACCAGAGACAGUCAAUACCCAAAUGCAAACAUGUCCUGCUGAAGUUUGUUCAGUCGGAGUGUUGUUUCCAGAUGUGACUGACCCGGAGUACAUUUCAAAAAAUGACCAAAGCAUUCAAACAGAUCCUGUGGAAUCUUCAAAGGAAAAAACUGUGGAGUUAGUAAGCAUUGGUAUCCAGUGGGAAUGUCUCUACGUCACUGAUACACAAGACAGUGAAGAACAGACAACUUCUGCAGAGAUUGCAGGCCCUCUGAAAUCUAUCAUGAAGAGGAAGGAUGGGAGUGGUGCUGGUGCAGCUUCCAGUGGUGGCAAAAAGAGCUUGAAGUUCGUUGGAAUUCUAAAUGGAGGGUAUGAGUCGACCUCUAGUGAAGAAGAUGAAGAAGAGGAUGAAGAGAGUUCCUCUGAUGGAAGUGAGGCUGGUGCAUGUUCAGACAGCAGCGUGGAAGAAGAGGCAGCUCUAGAGGAUACAUCUGAGGAAGAGAUGAAUAUAAAUGUGGAUGAAACUGAUAGUGAUGAAAACAUGCCAGCUGGGACUGAAGAUUUAAAGGAUCAGGCAGACAAAGUGAAGGAAAAGUUUGAACUAAGUGCCAAAAUGCGUGAGGCUUGUCUAAUUGUGAAGAACCACCUUAAUGAUGGAGCCAAAACAGUGAAGAGUAAAGAAGUGUUGUCCAGCACUCAUACCGUUCAGCUGGAGUGGUUCCGAGUUUCCAGUGCAAAGAUGAUCCAGCCAUUACGUGUGUCAAAUUACCUGAUGGCUUUCUCAGAGGUCUCCCCCAUCCUUCUGGAACACAUAGUCAACAUGACCGACGGCAACGGCAACACUGCUUUACACUACAGCGUCUCCCAUUCCAACUUCACUGUUGUGGACUUGCUGCUUGACACAGGCAUGUGCAAUGUUGAUCAGCAGAAUAAAGCCGGAUAUACAGCUGUGAUGCUGGCAGCCCUUUCAGCGGUGAAGGAAGAGGACGACAUGGCAGUCGUCCAGAAACUCUUCCGUCUGGGCAACGUCAAUGCCAAGGCGAGCCAAGCAGGACAGACGGCUUUGAUGCUGGCCGUGAGUCAUGGGCGGCAGGAGAUGGUGCGAGCGCUGCUUGAGUGUGGUGCAAACGUGAACAUCCAAGAUGACGAGGGCUCCACUGCUCUGAUGUGUGCAAGUGAACACGGUCGAGCUGAGAUCGUGUCCUUGCUGCUGGAGCAGCCGGGGUGUGACAUUUCGGUUGUGGACAAUGAUGGCAGUAAUGCUCUCUCCAUUGCCCUGGAGGCAUCCCACAAUGACAUUGCAGUUCUACUGUAUGCCCACAUGAACUACUCUAAAACGCAGGCGGAAGUAUCACCUAAAGCCAGUCCUAGAAAAACAUGGCCCUCAGAGUGACAUACUGUAUGGACACAUUAAGUACAAAAAGGAUAUAAAAAUAAGAUUAACCAGCCAUACUAUAGAAGAUUAAUAAUGUCUAUGUAACAAGUUUGUAUUUAUUCACUGAAUACUUUUUUUAUCCACGUUUUAUGCUCUAUACCGCAACAUUACUAUGUAAAAUAUUAUGUAAACAUUAAUGUACGUAAGAUCAAGAAUUUGACUUACUUUUAAUUUGCAACAGGUGUAUUUACUAUAGUAAAUGUAUUGUUCUACCA
This is a messenger RNA of Rhinichthys klamathensis goyatoka, 3313 nucleotides long. RefSeq names its product KN motif and ankyrin repeat domains 3 (gene kank3). Lineage: Eukaryota; Metazoa; Chordata; Actinopteri; Cypriniformes; Leuciscidae. The transcript is spliced from 11 exons. The record is from RefSeq and is a predicted model, not a curated record. Gene Ontology annotation, cellular component: cytoskeleton; cytoplasm. The coding region runs from base 255 to 3056 and encodes 933 amino acids. Gene Ontology annotation, molecular function: protein binding. Gene Ontology annotation, biological process: negative regulation of actin filament polymerization.